Molecule: messenger RNA, 2447 nt
Organism: Phaedon cochleariae (mustard beetle)
Lineage: Eukaryota; Metazoa; Arthropoda; Insecta; Coleoptera; Chrysomelidae
Source: the annotation of a GenBank genome assembly
AGCAGUAUCGGCUCACAUAUAGCACACACAUCUCAUUAUUUUCGCUAAAAUGGAGUGCGGAUGUGUAGCACCCUAUCUCAUCGGACCAUCCCUGGACCAAACUUGUGGGGGUGGAGCGUUCUUUUUGUUCAUGAGCUUACUGGAUACUUUCAUAAGGAAUAAGUGUGAUAUCUCUGAGAUGUGCCAAAGGAUUCUUCCAAAAUUCAGGCCGGAUGCAGAGUACGAUUUUGUGGUAAUAGGCGGAGGCAGUGGGGGCGCCACUGCAGCAGGAAAGUUGUCAGAGAUUCCAGGGUGGAAGGUGUUGCUGAUAGAGGCAGGGAAUGACGAACCUCCAGGAUCACAGAUUCCCUCGAUGGUAGUGAGCUACCAUGGUAAUCCACAUAUGGACUGGAACUACAAAACAGAACCAGAACAGAAGGCUUGUCAAGGCUUUCCAGAAAAGCGAUGCGAUUGGCCUAGGGGAAAAGUUUUGGGAGGAAGCAGCGUUAUCAAUGGAAUGAUGUACAUGCGGGGAACAAAAAGAGACUAUGACAACUGGGUGAAAGCAGGCAAUGAGGGUUGGGGUUACGACGAACUCCUACCCAUAUUCAAGCGAAUAGAGGAUAACAAAGAAAUAGGAACGCUUGUUGACGCCAAAUACCAUGGAAAAGGUGGUCCUUUGACGACGAAAAGGUUCAAUGAUCAACCGGAACUUGCUUACGAUGUGCUCAGAGCUGCCGAACAAAUUGGCUACAAAGUGUCGAAAGAUUUGAAUGGUGAAGUAUCCACUGGAUUUGCCAUUGCUCAAGCUAGUGUCAGAAAUAGCGUUCGCCUCAGUAGUGCAAGAGCUUACCUUAGACCUGCCAGGACUCGACCCAAUCUACACAUUAUGUUAAAUUCUACUGUGACAAAAAUCAUCAUAAAUAAUAAUGGUGGAAAUAAAAAAGCAGAACGUGUAGAGUUCCUUUAUAGAAACAAAUUGUAUUCAGUGAAAGUUAGGAAGGAAAUCAUUCUUGCAGCUGGAGCGAUCAAUAGCCCACAGGUUCUUCUACUAUCUGGAAUCGGUCCAAAAUCAGAACUGGAUAAGGUUGGAAUAAAACAGAUUCAUGAUCUUCCUGGAGUAGGACGGAAUUUGAAGAAUCAUGUUACUUUUUACAUCACAUACCUCCUUAACAAGAAGAAGAACUUCAAUGACAUGGACUGGGCGAAUGCACUCGAUUAUAUCCUCAAUAAGAGAGGUCCACUUUCAUCAACCGGUAUGUCACAAUUGACUGCUCGAAUCAAUUCGAAAUACGCUGAUCCUAAGGGUGAUCAUCCUGACCUCCAAAUUUUCUUUGCUGGGUAUCUUGCCAAAUGCGCCAAAUCAGGAGAGGCACGAUCAUUGGAGGAUCCGGAUCAUCCAGAAGCGAAAAAGACUCUCACUAUUUCUCCAGUAAAUCUCCAUCCACAAAGUCAGGGGUACAUCACUUUGCAGUCAAAGGAUCCGUUGGUUCCUCCUCUGAUGAUUGCAAACUAUUUGACAGAGGAAGAAGAUUCUAAAAUAUUGGUGGACGGAAUACGUAUUAUCCAGAAGCUUUGCAAUUCUUCAAUCCUCAUCGAUAAAUAUGGAAUAGAAUUGGAAAAAGAAGAAUAUGGAAAUUGUGCCAAGAAACAUGGCUAUGAUACUGAUGACUUUUGGGAAUGCGCAGUUCGAUUUUAUACUGGACCUGAGAACCAUCAAGCUUGUUCUUGUAAAAUGGGUCCAGCCUCUGAUCCUCUAGCUGUAGUCGAUAAUAAGCUGCGAGUUCAUGGCAUCGAUGGUUUGAGAAUCAUGGAUGCCUCAGCUAUGCCUCGACUGGUAUCAGGAAAUACCCAUGCGACCAUUGUUCUGAUAGCAGAAAGAGGAGUGGAUUUCAUCAAAGAAAGAUGGUUGAAAUCAAGUAAUGUUCCUAACAGAUUUGGGGGGACCCUGAAUAUUAACGUGAAGCAAAAUGAGACGACUUGGAAUACAGUUCCAUCAAAUACCCUCUCGAGCAAUCGUCCGAAACCACCUGGAUACGAACAAAACGGACAAUAUCUUCCAGGAAAUAACAAAAAUCAUAGUCCUCGUCCAGAAUUCAAUGCUCAAGGUCUUCCAGGUCAUUUCCAUGGACAUGGUCCAGAAUUUCCUCAUAAUCAUGGUCCUUAUCCAGAUUCAAGUCAAAGUCAAGACCAAUCUGGGUACUUUCGAAGAAAAUAUCAUCAUCAUCAUCAUGAUCAUGAUCCUCAAUUCCAUGGAAUUCGCCCGGAAAUUGUGAGCAGUAACAAACACUUCACGGAGAAUACGAGUUCAGCAACUCAACCAAAGUCUGAAACAUCCUACGCAGAAGAGCCUUGAUAAUAGAGUUGCGUAAUGAUCAGAUGUUACUAUAAUGAUUCGAAUGAUAAAAUCAUGAAAUUCGAAUUAUGGAUAAUCUGAACGGAAAUAGAAUAAAAUAAUUAUUAUAGUU